Messenger RNA from Cercopithifilaria johnstoni, 639 nucleotides. The record is from the annotation of a GenBank genome assembly. Lineage: Eukaryota; Metazoa; Nematoda; Chromadorea; Rhabditida; Onchocercidae.
AUGAAUAUAUUUCGUUUCGCUGGUGAUUCUUCUCAUCUUAUUGCUAUUGUCAUACUAGUUGUAAAAAUAUGGAAAACACGCUCUUGUGCAGGACUUUCUGGAAAAUCACAGCUAUUAUUUGCAUUUGUCUUCACAUCGCGUUAUUUAGAUCUCUUGAAUUUCAUUUCAUCAUAUAAUACAGUUAUGAAGAUUUUUUUUCUUGUAUCUUCAUAUGGAACCGUUUAUCUGAUGUUUUUCAAGUUCAGAGCUACUUAUGACCGGAAUCACGAUACAUUUCGGAUAGAAUUAUUAAUUAUUCCAGCAGCAGCACUUGCUUUGCUCAUCAACCACCAGUUUUCGUUCAUGGAGAUUUCCUGGUCGUUUUCCAUAUAUUUGGAAGCAGUUGCCAUCAUGCCGCAGUUGUUCAUGCUUUCGCGUACCGGAAGUGCUGAAACAAUCACCGCUCAUUAUUUGUUUGCAUUGGGAACGUAUCGGGCUUUGUAUAUCUUGAAUUGGAUAUACCGUUACUACACUGAGGAAUUUUUCGAUCCUAUUGCAACUGUUGCCGGUGUUAUACAAACCGUACUUUAUGCCGAUUUUUUCUAUCUCUAUGUUACACGAGUGAUUCGAGGACACAAAAAUCUGGAGCUUCCCGCGUAA